Messenger RNA from Suillus fuscotomentosus, 912 nucleotides. RefSeq lists its product as uncharacterized. The coding region runs from base 1 to 912 and encodes 303 amino acids. The transcript is spliced from 6 exons. The record is from RefSeq and is a predicted model, not a curated record. NCBI's taxonomy places the organism in Eukaryota, Fungi, Basidiomycota, Agaricomycetes, Boletales, Suillaceae.
AUGUCUGCCCCAGUUCGCAUUUCCUCUGAAGAUAUCGUCGACACCAGGGCGUUGCUUACCUUGGUGGACGACAAUCAUGAUGCGAUCAUCUAUGAUCCCGCCUUCAACGUGUUUUUGCCGUUCUUGGGCUCCCCGACCAUCAGCAUUGAAUUUGUUGGUUAUGUCCUGCAGUACUCGAACCCAGAUCAGCCAAUAAUCUACCCUCUAUAUUCUCCUCCUUUUGGUCUUGACGCUCUCAAGCGCCAGCUUUUCCAGAUUGCUUAUUUGGAAACGCCUAUGCUGCAUAGCUCUGCAUUCGAGCUCGCCGGAUUCGAGGUUCCAUUGUUUGCUGUGGUGCUGCAGGCCAUGAAAAAUACUCUUCCUUGUUUGAAUCUGCGGUGGGUGCGGGGCAGGACUGGCAUCAACACUGUGCUCCACGGUGUGUAUCACUAUAUGGACGUGGCUCGCGCCCAUGAACCUGAGGUCAAAGUGAACCUCGUGGAGUACCCUUUCGGGUACUAUGUCAGGGUCAUUCCUGAUGUUGAUGCUUCGAAUAAUGGAUCGACAAUCCUUCAGACGACAUGGAUCGGCUCCUCGGUCAUGACGCUCAACACUCCUCACACCACUGGGGUCCAGCCCCACCCGAAAAAGGUCUCAGCUGCACACAGUUUACACCAAAUUAUGGAGAUGUGCCCGAACUGGCGCAGGGUUCUUGCACUCUUGCGUAUGCUUUUAAGGGUCGCUAUAUGCUGUGGUCGCAGUGACAAUCCAUAUCUCCUCGUCAAUGUGGAUUUUUCUGCGCGCCAAUUGGAACUCAUUCGCAGUGUUUGGCCUGAAUGCCUUUUACGUGCAAACGUCACCUCUGAGAGCUUGGAAACAGGUCAGGAGCUCAAUUUUCCUGAUACCUGCAUAUCCCGAAUUCUUCCUGUAUAG